AUGGCAAAAUGUUUAGGCUGUGGAUAUCUUCUAAUAUUUCUAAUCGUAAAUUUAGUUGCUGCAGAACGGAUAAAGGAUAUGAUUUAUAUGACUUUUGAAGGAGUUGCUGCUUGUUUCCGUAGACAUAAUGGAACACAUCAAUUUGGAUGUUCCUCAAGUAGGUCAGGAAGCGUUGGUGUCAUUCAUUUGGUUGAAGAAGAAAAUGAUAUUAGAUGGAUUGAAAAAAAUGCCACUGAUGGUCCUUAUACCAUAGUCCUUACAUUUUCCAUGUUCAUGAAAGAUGUACUCUUUCGAUUACAAAAGACAAAUAACAUAAAUGGAGUUCUACUUGCAAAAAACACCAGUCAACCACGUCCAGAUCAUUAUUCUCCUGAAGAUACCUGUCCAAAUAGGUAUUCAGGAUAUAAAAGAUGCAAUGAAGCUUCUCCUUGGAAUCCUUUGGGAUCAUCUUUACUCAUGCAGGAUUGGCAGUUUCCAAUGUUUUAUACAGAGAAUCAGACCAUGAUUGAAGCUAUAAAAGAUUGUUUCUGGAAAUUUAAUACACACGACAUAGAAAAUCAGCAACACAGAUCUUUGUGCGCGUUAGAAAUGAGAUCGUUUAUGUUUGCCGCAGUUAACUCUGAAUCUUGUAUCAGACGCGGCGAAUCCAAAUUGAAUUAUAUUCCGACACCGUUUUGCGAACCGUUGGGAGAUAGAAACAUACAUUGGCCUCUAGCUCCCAUAGAUAUGGAGAAAAAUUCAAUAAUAAUGGUAACAGCCAGGCUGGAUGCUUCUUCCCUGUUUGAUGGACUAUCACCUGGAGCGGGUAACGUCGUAACAGGAUUAGUAACGUUAAUUGCCACUGCUUAUUACUUGAAUAUAUUAGCUAAAGAUGUUGUGGUGAACAAAACAAACGUUGUUUUUUCUCUAUUAAAUGGCGAAGCUUUUGAUUAUAUAGGAUCCAGUCGAUUAGUUUAUGACCUGAAAGAAGGUAAUUUCAAUGCAUUAGGUGGAGUAAAUUUAAAGUUGGAUGACAUUAAGAGUGUGAUCGAAUUUGGUCAGUUAAAUAAAGGGAAAUUGUAUCUUCAUUCUACUAACGGAAGGAACAACGAUAUAAUGUAUAAAAUGAAGAAUGCAUUGAACGCGACCGUUUUGGAAGACAGUGUACCGCCUACGUCGGUACAAAGUUUCUUAGAUGUGAAACAUGAUUUACCUGCUGUUGUUAUUAGCGAUCAUGGAGAAUAUUUCGGAAAUAGAUAUUACAAUGGAAUUUUAGACGAUGCAGAAAGUCUUUCCUUUAACAAAAGCGACAAUGGACUUUCAACUGCUUUAGCAAAGAUUGCAAUUCAUGUUGCUGAAAUUCUUUAUGAAAAUAUAACUGGUAAUCAACCUCCAGUCAUUGAUGAAACCUUUCAGUCCGUCGAGUCUCAGAUUUUUGAAAUGUUAACAUGUUACUUGGAAAGUGCCAACUGCUAUUUGUUUCACGCCGCUUCAUCACCGGGCGCCAAAUUAAUUAAUCAAGUUCUACCUUUAUACGUCGGUGUACAUAGGGUAGCCAAUACUGCCACUACGUUAACUGGUCAACUUCUUGCUUAUCUGACUAGAAAGGAAUUACCGCAUAUGAAUGAAACUACAUGUUAUAAAAAUCAUCAGAUUUGGAUGGCUGGCGAUAAUUUAACUGGCAUAUGUAUUAGUUCAAAUGUGAAUUAUAGCGCGGCUAUGAGCCCGGCAUUUAUUAUCGAUGGAUACGACAUGAAAUCUGGUCUUUAUUCUACAUGGACGGAAUCUAUAUGGCAAACAUUAAGCGUAAGGAUGUUCCUUAAACCUUCAGCAGCUACAGAGCGAUUAACGAUGAUUUUAGGUAGUUCAGUGGCUGUUGUGUCGUUUUUAAUUGUAUGGUUCAUUAAUUCCCGGGCUGAUAUAUUGUUUAAUUCACGGAGAACGACAAGCUGCUAGGGAUACGCUGCGGACCACAUAUCAAUGACCAGGUUGGACCAUCGAGAAUACGAAGAUGUUCCCGUAACUAGCCUUUGAAUAUAUGUGUGGUACGCCCUCGGACAAUUUUUUAUAUAUCUCAACACUAAAGCGUAUUCCAACGCCAUCGAUUUUUUAUUACAGUGUCAGUGCGAAAUUACGACAACUAUUUAAUGAAGUUUUUGCACUAUGUUAGCAUACGCAAUGGGAACGAUCGUAUAAAGUAUUCAAAAAAUAAAUAAUCUACUUUUGGAAGCUACGAUUAUUACUACUUUUUGAGCAUCUUGUACGUUCGUUUCAUUUGUCACGUUACGUCCCUUUUUCUAAUAUAAUUGUAUGUAUUUGGGUAUAUACAUUUUUAUAAAUGUUACGUGUAUUCAGCGAAUAAGUGGAAUUUUUUAUUAAAUUCCACGAGAAGUCGAUACUUACAGAGUAUUACGCCUGUAUCGCGAUGAUAAGCAGGGUAUACUAACAUUAAGAAAUGUGUACUGAGUUCUUGAUUUUGUUAAAAUUCAUUUGUACGUAACGAUAAGCGUGCACAUUUUAUUUAUAUGCGUACUGUAAAUUACGAAUACCGUUUACAGACGAUACAAUUAGUAUACGUAUAGUACUUUCAACAAUUAUUUAAUUCCGCAUCGUUCAUUUAUGCAUGAACAUUUGUGUUACGACUGUCAUGCAUGUGUAUUCAUUCGUAAUUAAGUAAAACCGUUAUUAAUUUGCAGUGUAUCUAUUGAGAUAUAUUCAUUCUUCGUUUAUUUAUUAUAAUUAUCUUACACCGUAAAUGAAGAAACCAAUUAGCGCAGGAUAUUUAAUUUCUCACAAUAUCCAAAAUAGAUAGGUAGUUAAUUCUACAACAUACUUAAGUGCGCUAACAAUGUAAUAUUAGUAAGCUAAAAAAAGAGGAGUAAAUUUAAGAAACAAUUUAUUUAAAAUUAUACUUCUAUUAUUUCA
This is a messenger RNA of Osmia lignaria (orchard mason bee), 2904 nucleotides long. It is a transcript of the gene Nct, whose product is annotated as Nicastrin. Gene Ontology annotation, cellular component: plasma membrane. NCBI's taxonomy places the organism in Eukaryota, Metazoa, Arthropoda, Insecta, Hymenoptera, Megachilidae. The record is from RefSeq and is a predicted model, not a curated record. Gene Ontology annotation, biological process: Notch receptor processing; protein processing.